Molecule: messenger RNA, 1479 nt
Organism: Hydatigera taeniaeformis
Lineage: Eukaryota; Metazoa; Platyhelminthes; Cestoda; Cyclophyllidea; Taeniidae
Source: the annotation of a GenBank genome assembly
AUGACCAAAAGGACGUUUGUUCCCCUCUUCACUGAAAGCGGUACAGGUAGAAGCUCGGCUGUGCUUCUGCCAGGUCGCCACCCAUGCCAGUGUCUUGCCGUUCGUCAUCGCCUCAUAGGUAAUUGCACUAACUGUGGUAGGAUUGUCUGCGAACAGGAGGGCUCGGGUCCAUGCUACUUUUGCGGUGAAUUAGUGGUAUCUCCAGAAGAACGACAGAUCAUUCAGACAGACACCGUUUCUGCAAGAAAAUUUCGUGCCAAAAUUAUGUCAAACCCUUGGGCUCCUGGCACUCCCACACCACCCUACGUUGCUAGCAGACGCCCCCGGAAACGGUACGGUAAAAUCCGAAGCCGUAAUCCGGAAGACGGUGUUGUGGACGGAUAUUCGACAAAUUCCCUUGAAAAUUUAGAUGAAAAUGAAGUUACAGUGGAACUAGAAUGCGACGAUAAUCUUCCUCCUGAUAUUGACGCCCAGUCACGAUUAGAAGAAGGUCUGAUAAAAGCGGUAAUACAGCGGGAUCGGCUUUUACACUUUGAUGCGACAGCGGUCAAGCGCACUCGAGUGAUAGAUGAUGAGCUAGACUAUUUUGUUAGUGAAGGCACUGGGGCGGGCGCUGUGUGGCUGGAUCCAGACACACGGACUCGUAUUGCUCGUCGGGUGGAGGAAUUACGUGAGCAGCGACUCCUUCUUCGCUCACAAUCUGCUUUCGGGCUCAGUAUCGACUUCAACAGUAUGACGAUUACUGAGCAGGAUCUGCGUAAACAAAUGUCGGGACCGACUGAAAAUGAUCUAGCAGAACUGACUCUGCAGAAUCAGAAACAGGACAACAAAUCAGCUUUGGGCAUUUCGGAUCCCCUCCUAAAUGUGCCCACGCCGCAGGUCUUUAUGCCUCAGUCUCUUCAGAUGAAAAUUACCGAGAAGCCAGUACUGAGGAAGGGUAUGCAACCUGGUGGACGACUGGAAUCAACUAGAGUGCAGGACGCUGACCAACAGAGGUUGGCUGAUCGUGGCCUCUGUCUCAGUUUGCAUCAGCCCUGGGCCUCCUUGCUGGUUCGAGGUGUAAAAACGACGCUCAUCAUUUCAUUCUCUCUCCCUUCCGCUGAAAACGACUUCAGUCACGAAGGUCGUUCGUGGUACUCGGCACAUCGGGGACCUCUCUGGAUCGCAGCUACCGCAAAGACUCCCGAUGACGAGGAAGUCCACGCAGUGGAAGACUUCUAUCUGGACCGAGGUUCCAGAAAAACGGAUUUUCCGACAACCUACCCCACCGGUGUUCUUUUAGGCUGUCUCAACGUAGACGAUGUUCUACCACAGAAGGAAUAUCGCCUGAAGUUCCCCGAUGGCGAAUCCGAGUCUCCCUACGUCUUUAUCUGCUCGGAUCCUCGUGAACUGCUCAUCAAGUUGCCAAUGAAAGGACGCCAAAAAAUAUACCGUCUCGAGGCCCACAUUCACGUGGCGGCCAAGGAAAAUCUCACUUGA